AUGGGUCAGGACCAAUCCAUGGCUUUCGCAAACGACACCAUUUCAGGUGAACAAUACCGCGCCCAUCAAGUGUCACGCCAGGACAUCAUUCGCCGCGCGUUCCAGAAAUGUGUCGUUCCCCUUAACGGUGGAGCUGGUGAUAAAAAUGGUUUGGGUUUGGACAGCGGGGAGAGGGCAUGCGUGGAAGAGUUUGCUCUACUGUACAGCGCGUAUGGUAAGAACGGGUUCGCUCAAUUCAGCCAACUGUAUGAACAAUACCAAAGGGACAUGUUUGAGAAAGCACGCGUGGAAAUGAUGACCCAGCAGGCGAGAAAGGAACUUAGUCGUUAA
Molecule: messenger RNA, 330 nt
Organism: Trypanosoma brucei brucei TREU927
Lineage: Eukaryota; Euglenozoa; Kinetoplastea; Trypanosomatida; Trypanosomatidae
Exons: 1
Coding region: 1-330 (109 amino acids)
Source: RefSeq, a predicted model, not a curated record